AUGACUCGAGGGGUUCUGGGUGGUGGCCGCCGCCGGCCAUCGCUACCCUCGCUCGCGGAGGGGCCGCCGUCCGCCUUCCGCACGGUGUCCGUGGUGCUCCCGUGCGCGGAAGAGCGGGAGCUCGCCAUCAAGACGGCCUCCCGCUUCUGCGAGCGCACGCCAGAGGACUGGCUCGCUGAGAUCGUUAUCGUGGACGACGGCAGCCAGCCGCCGCUCGCAGAGCUCUUCGAGGAGAAGGAGUUCAACAUGGAGAGGUGCAAGAUCAACAUACUGCGGCACGAGGUCACGACCGGGCUCAUGAACGCCAAGCAGACUGGCGGCAGAAACGCGAGGGGAGACGUGGUCGCUUUCUUCGACUGCCACGUCUCGCCGAAGCCCGGCUGGGCUGACGAGAUCCUCGCCAAGAUAAGACAGAAUCCUCGCCGGAUGGUGGUCCCUGCGAUCACGGAUCUGAGCUUGGACACCUUCGACGAGAAGGAGAACAGCGCCGUGAACGCCAAGUGCUACCUCACGUGGGACGCAGACUUCAAAUGGUUCGAUGACGAGUCGGACUACAUUCCCACGAUCAGUGGCGGACUGGUUGCCAUGUCCCGAUGGUGGUUUAAUGUCACUGGCGGCUUCGACGACAUAAUGAGAGGCUGGGGAGGCGAGAAUCUCGACCAGUCCCUGCGCAGCUGGCUGUGCGGUGGGGAGAUCAUGCGGGCCAAGACGAGCAGGGUUGCUCACAUGUGGCGCACCGACGACUCUCGCACUCGGGCGCAUUAUCAUAGCGCAAUCAGCCACGUCGACAACCAAGCGCGCGUGGUUGCUGCGUGGUACGACGUCUUCGCGGAGAAGUAUCCUGGCAGGAAGAUCCAGCAGGCCGAGGUCAAGAACUAUGAACCGGUGAAGCAGGCGCUGGGAUGCAAGCCGUUCGCGUUCUUCCUCUGGCGGUUCCGCCACAUCUACGUCGACGCGGGCGUCAUCCCGGAGAAGAUUUUCCACUUCAGGGAAAUGCAGACCGGCCUGUGCCUUAACUUCGGUGGCGGUGUCUUGGCGUUGGAAAAGUGCGAUCGGAGCAAUAGCGACCAGGUGGUCCAGCUCGGAAACCGAGACCUCGAGGAGAAGGGGGGCAAGUGCUGCUCUGGAAUCCGCCUGUUCGGGACCAACGAUUGCUUGGACUACGUGGAGGACGGGGUUCCGCGGCCGUACUCCUGCGACGUGACCGGCAGGAACACCAACCAGCACUACCGUUGGCGGCCAGACGGGACCAUCCAGAAGGGGCUGGGCAAUGGCAAGAGGUGCUUCGGCAAGCCCGAGGCGGGCCUGUUGUCGCAGCGGGUGACCGUAGGCCCGUGCGGCCCCGCGGCUGCGGGGCAGUACGAGAUGUGGGGCGGCAGGAUUCCCCGCGAGCGCGAGCUCUACGAGUCCGAGGUCCGGCGGCUCGGCUACGACGAGCUCGACCUACCGGACAACUGA
Molecule: messenger RNA, 1458 nt
Organism: Prorocentrum cordatum
Lineage: Eukaryota; Dinophyceae; Prorocentrales; Prorocentraceae
Source: the annotation of a GenBank genome assembly